Molecule: messenger RNA, 1320 nt
Organism: Chara braunii
Lineage: Eukaryota; Viridiplantae; Streptophyta; Charophyceae; Charales; Characeae
Source: the annotation of a GenBank genome assembly
CUAGAGGGCAGUCCAGAUUCAGGCCUGUCAGUCCAAAGGCUAGGCCGAUGGCCUCAAAUUCAAGCAGUACCUCGUGGGAAAAGAGAUGGGACUAAUGCAAUGCAGAUCUGGGCCAGGCCGAAGUACCAAUUCAGAGGCUGAAGCUGCUCACCAAGAUUAUAAAAGAGGCAGUGAGCCUCCUGGAAGCUCAUUCCUCACUGGCGUGGAAGUGCUGGCCAUUUGUGCGCUAGAGUGGGAGGUGAAGUCAGCGCUGGAAGCAAGAAAUCGGAAGAGGGACCGUGAUCGGGAGCGGGAUCUGGACAACCGGGACAGGGAUAGGGACAGGGAUCUGAAAAGGCACAGGUCAAGAUCGCCAAGAGUAGAGAGGCGAAGACGGUCACGGUCACGGAGCAGGACACCUAUCGGUCGAAGGGAUGACUGGCGAGAUGAUAGGAGAGAGGAUCGGAGGGAUGAUAGGAGAGACGAUAGACGCGAGAGGGAGAGGGAGAGGGAGAGGGAGAGAGAACGAGAGCGAGAGAGGGAGCGGGAGAGAGAGCGGGAGAGAGAGAGGGAGAGGGAGAGGGAAAGAGAACGAGAACGGGAAUGGGAGCGAGAGAGGGAGAGGGAGCGAGAAAGGUGGAGAGAGAGGGAAAGAGAGAGAGAAGGCGGUGUCCCUGACAGAGGCAGAGACAACGAAAAUGACAGAAGAGGUGGGGUCACUGAGAGGGUGGAUCGUGAUGAGAAGUGGGUAGGAGAGAGGGACGAGAGAAAUGGAACGCAAGAUGGGAAAAACAUGUUAGAUCAGGAGAUGGUCGACGCUCCGGUGAUGGACGAUGCAGAUGAUGAAGCGAUGAUCGAACUGAUGAAAUCCUUUGGAAUCCCAACAGGGUUCGAUUCGACGAAGGGAAAAUGCGUUGCCGACGCCAAUCAUGGUGCAGUGAAGGUAACCACAAAGAGGCAACCCCGGCAGUACAUGAAUCGACGCGGUGGAUUCAACCGCCCUCUUCCAGCCGAGCGAAACAGGUGAUCGUUGCCACCCUAACGGUAGUGUCAGUACGGUACUAUGUCGUCACAGCAUGCGCAAUGGAGGACUUUUGAGUUGUUCAUCAGGUCCCAACAGGUAAUCGUGCGCUCGUUGGACAAUAGUAUGCUGGGGACUCCAGGACAUAUCUGUGGGCAUGGGGGGAGCAGAGGACGCACACCUUUCAUCUUUGUCUUCACUAAAAUUCUUUUCCAUGGUCUACGAGUCAGAACGACUCAGAACUCAUGGGCCAUAUUGUCGAGUGUCAUGGCGCUUUCCCAAGCGUUCCCUGUUCCCUGUGGACCUGCCAAAUUUUCCUC